CUGCGCUGGAAAUGCUGAGGCAGACGAGCGGUUUAUUUUUGGGUCAGUGACAGUGUGUCAAUGGCCGCAGAUGCAUCGCAAAGGAAGGCUCUGAGAUUCCAACAGACCCUGCUCUAUGGGGAAUACCAUGAGCAUGCCGGCUCGUCGCGCCGCAGAGAGGCCACUCGCCUGCUGACCGAGAGACAAUGGAAAAAGCACCACCACCACCAUGGCCACCGCCAAUCGGAGGGCCACCGGACACCGGGGAGUCGGGCCCACAGCCGGGCUCACAGCCGGGGCCACAGCCACCGGCACCACAGCCGGCACCCCGAGGCGGAGCCGGACGAGGACAAAGACAAGGAUGCGCAGUUCGGCCACGGGUCCUCGCUGAAGAAGCGGCGCUCCUACUCUAAGUGCAGAGACUGCGUGGCGCGCAUGCAGAGGUUCCUGGUGACCAAGCUGGGAGAGGACUGGAUCUUUCUGGUGCUGCUGGGGAUCACCAUGGCUCUGGUCAGCUGGAGUAUGGACUACGCCAGCGCCAAGAGUCUACAAGCGUACAAGUGGAUCCACAGAGAGCUGCGUGGUAAUAUUCCGUUACAGUACCUGGCCUGGGUCUCCUAUCCCAUGAUCCUUAUCAUGUUCGCCUCUUUCUUCUGCCACAUGGUGGCACCACAAGCCAUUGGUUCUGGUAUCCCAGAGCUGAAGACCAUCCUGCGAGGUGUGAUCCUGAAGGAGUAUUUGACCCUGCGGGCAUUUGCUGCAAAGGUUGUGGGCUUGACGGCCGGCUUGGGCAGCGGCAUGCCAGUGGGCAAGGAGGGGCCUUUUGUUCACAUAGCAAGCAUCUGUGCUGCCACACUGAGCAAGAUCAUGUCCUUUUUCUCAGGGGUCUAUCAGACCCCGUACUGCUACACUGAUAUCUUGACUGUGGGUUGUGCUGUCGGGGUGGGAUGCUGUUUCGGGACUCCCCUUGGAGGUGUGCUGUUCAGUAUAGAGGUCACCUCUACAUACUUUGCUGUGAGGAAUUACUGGAGGGGCUACUUUGCAGCCGUCUUCAGUGCUUUCAUAUUCAGAGUUCUGUCUGUGGCCAACAAAGACACAGUCACCAUCACUGCCCUGUUCCGCACCAAAUUCCGCAUGGACUUCCCCUUUGACCUGCAGGAGCUGCCGGCUUUUGCCGUGAUUGGCAUCUCCUGUGGGUUCCUGGGUGCCUUCUUCGUCUAUCUCAACCGACAGGUGGUGCUAUUCAUGAGGAAAUCCAACACACUGACCCGCUUCCUCACAAGACAUCGGCUGAUCUUUCCUGGAGUUGUCACCUUGCUGAUCACCACCCUCACCUUCCCUCCGGGCUUUGGCCAGUUCAUGGCAGGAGAGUUGAUGCCGAGGGAAGCCAUCAACUCCCUGUUUGACAACUUCACGUGGACUAAGAUCCAGGGUCACCCCCUCCCGCCUGGCCUGGGCCGCUCCACCGCCUGGAUACAUGAUGACGUCAGCGUCUUCAUCAUCCUGCUGCUCUUCUUCGUCAAUAAGUUCUGGAUGUCUGCAGUGUCGACCACUAUGCCCAUCCCCUCUGGAGCCUUCAUGCCUGUCUUCGUCCUUGGAGCGUCGUUUGGCCGCUUGGUGGGGGAGAUCAUGGCAGCUUUAUUUCCCCACGGCAUCCUGUUUGACGGAAUCCUUUAUCGCAUCAUCCCUGGAGGGUAUGCUGUGAUUGGUGCGGCAGCGUUAACGGGUGCGGUGACACACACGGUGUCCACGGCGGUGAUCUGCUUUGAGCUGACGGGUCAGAUCUCCCACAUCCUGCCCAUGAUGGUGGCCGUGAUUCUGGCAAACAUGGUGGCCCAGGGCCUGCAGCCCUCGCUAUACGACUCCAUCAUACAGGUCAAGAAGCUGCCAUACCUGCCGGAGCUGGGGUUCGGACACAUCAGCCAGUACAACAUCUUUGUGGAGGACAUCAUGGUGCGAAAGGUGAAGUUUGUCUGUUCCCUGACCACGUGUCGAGAGCUCCUGUACCUGCUCGACUCCACGUCCCUCAAGACCAUCCCUCUGGUGGACUCAAAAGAGUCGAUGAUUCUAUUGGGCUCCGUGGACCGGUCCGAGCUGCUGGCUCUUUGUGAUUGGUGGUUGUCAGCGGAGCGGCGGAUCAUGACCCGGGCCCAGUGCUUACAGCAACAGGAGUCCUGCCACCUGGGAGUCCCGUCCGGCUGGGACUCGUUCGCCUAUGUGGAUGAAGGGGACGAAGACAAUGAGGACAAAAGUACCACCUUGCAGGAGGAGAGAAACGGACCCGUGCUAUCACCUAAGCCGCCUGAACUUGCCACCAAUCACACGUCCCCUGAUAAAGGGCCUCUGCAGUCCUUCAGGAGAACACUGAGGAGUAUCUUCUCAUCAGACAGACUAACAGAAGGUCAGACACAGGACAUCAACACCCCUGCCCUGACUGACACCAUGUCCCCAGAGGAGAUCAAAGUGUGGGAGGAGGACCAGAUGGACGUUCCCUUAGAGAUCGAUCAGAUCCGCAUCGACCCCUCGCCCUUCCAGCUGGUGGAGAGAACCUCGCUGCACAAGACCCACACACUCUUCUCCUUACUGGGCCUGAGUCAUGCCUACGUCACCAGCAUUGGCAAGCUAGUGGGGGUAGUGGCACUGAAGGAGCUCCAGAAGGCGAUCGAGGGCUCCACCCGCAGUGGCGUGAGACUGCGCCCCCCGCUGGCCAGCUUCCGGGAGCCCAGCCACAAGUCCCCCAAGCCCCCCACCUCCACCUCCUCCGCCCCCUCCUCGCCCUCCUUCUCACCGACCCACUCCACACCCUCCACCAGCCUCUUCACCCCCGUCUUCACCCCUUACAUCCCACCCCCGCCAGCGGCCACAAGCGCUGCCGCCGACGCAGCUCCAGCCCCAGAACCGCCCCCUGAACACCCCGAACACCAGCACCCGACGAAGGAGGCCGAGGUGUGGAUUGAGGGGGUGUGGCGCGAACCCCAGGUGGAGCCGGAGAGCUCGAGCAGCAGCACCAGCAGCAGCACCAGCAGCCUCAGCAGCAGUGGGGACUCCGCAGCAGACGGCUCGGGGGAGAGUCCAGGCACCAACCCCAGCAGCAACCCCCCCACGGUGCCCCCCACGCCCCCGUCGCCCUCUACCAUGCCCCCGUCGGACCGGCAGUCCAUACCGCUGUUCAACCUGGAGGCCAUCCCCCAAGAGGUGCUGGAGGAGUUGGGGGAGAGCAGUGAUGGAGAGCCUAUUUGAGAAGCCGUCUACGGUACCUCAUGGGUGGAUGAUGAUGAUGAUGUGUGAUGUAUCGUUUAUUUUUUACUUUUUUUAUUAUGUCAGAAUGAAUUUUGUUUCAUAAUCUUGCCUUUUUUCUGAUUGUUCUUACUGUAGUUUUUGCUCUUUCUGUAUUUUUUCCCUUUCUUUCAUUGUUCUUAAGUUAUUUGUGGUAAAACUGUGUGUGUUCCAAAUUGUUCUAGAUUGAAUAUGUCCUCAAGGAAUCACUAAAAUUCUUAUGUUCCAUGCCAUAAAAAUGAAUGGCAUCAAAACGAAUGAAAUGGGAGUAGUAUUCCAACAGGCCUCCAUAAGGAUGACCUGUGUAUGAAGUGGACUGUAAAUAAAAAUCCAGCUAAAUUGGAAAUAAAAUGACCACUAAUUUUUAAAAGCUGCAAUAACUGCUGCAAAGCAUUUCAGGCCCGUAGCCAGGGGGGGUUCGAGGGGUUCGUUCCCCCCUCCCGUCCCCCACCCCCAUUCGAACCCCCCAACCACGUUGCAUCCCCACUUUGACUGGAAGGCCAUUUCAUCCCCCUCACUAAAAUAAGCCUUUGAAGUAAAAUAGUACACGUUUGCCUGUUAAAAAAGUAAGGGAAUUAAAAAUGGUUGUUGUUGUUUGCCCGAGUCCAGCCUUAAGAAAGCUGGUCCAAAACAGUCACUGGGCCGACACUGGGCCAACAAUGAAAAUAACUGUAUUUGGGGGACAUUGGAGUAGGGAGCCCAAAUGAAGUCCACUUUCAGAAGAAAAAGAUCCCCCGCUACCACAAUGCUGGCUAUGGGCCUGCAUUUGUCUCAUAAAUCUGAACCCAGUGACACAGAAAAGUUAGCCAUGAUUAAAACUCACUUGCUUAACCCCAAUUUUAUUUUAUUUUUUGUCAGUUCCAAGUUCAGAAAGGAAAAAAACCUUGCCAGAUAUUCGAUCCAAAUCUAUUUUGUAAAUCAGCUGAUCACAAUGAUGGCCACUCAACAGGUGGAUUAAAUAUAAAUACUCAAUAUUUUAA
This is a messenger RNA of Engraulis encrasicolus (European anchovy), 4235 nucleotides long. It is a transcript of the gene clcn1a, whose product is annotated as chloride channel, voltage-sensitive 1a. Gene Ontology annotation, biological process: transmembrane transport; chloride transport. NCBI's taxonomy places the organism in Eukaryota, Metazoa, Chordata, Actinopteri, Clupeiformes, Engraulidae. Gene Ontology annotation, molecular function: voltage-gated chloride channel activity. Bases 61 to 3219 code for a protein of 1052 amino acids. Gene Ontology annotation, cellular component: plasma membrane. The transcript is spliced from 25 exons. The record is from RefSeq and is a predicted model, not a curated record.